CCUCCCUCUGGCUACUUUAGAUGCAGCACAGCCACAGAAGCCCAGACUGAACUGGGAGGAAGAAAGUGUGUUGCUGAAGGGAUUUCAGCUCUCUGCAGUCUCUAGGUACGUCAGCCGGCUCAUCUGCUAAGGAUUUAAACCCAGAACAUCCUAACAAAGUCCCAUCAGAUCAAUUGUGACCUGAUUCACAUACAGAGCAUCUUGUGAUCCUACGUCCUACCACAGUGAAGAAUGGACCGCUCCACACAAGAACUCUUCUUAAACUUUAUGAUUGUCUUAAUCACAGUGCUGCUCAUGUGGCUGCUGGUGAAAUCCUACCAAGAAUAAGAGCCUCUUCGAACCUAACAAGAUUCCCUGCUGCAGAAGCCUGCAUCUUUUGUAUCGGUUAUUGAGCUAGGAUGUGAAGGCGGUCUUCAGAGCAAAAAUGAGUGUCUGACAAAGUCUGCAAUGCCUCUUUGGGAAAAGUGGAGGCUUAAAGCUUUGUAGCAGCUAGAAUGCAUUGCUGUAUCUGCACCCUCAUGUCUUUCUGAAUAAAAUUAAAUGGUCCCAUGUUGUCUUGUUGA
Molecule: messenger RNA, 563 nt
Organism: Polypterus senegalus (gray bichir)
Lineage: Eukaryota; Metazoa; Chordata; Cladistia; Polypteriformes; Polypteridae
Product: sarcolipin
Exons: 2
Coding region: 232-327 (31 amino acids)
Cellular component (GO): membrane
Molecular function (GO): enzyme regulator activity
Source: RefSeq, a predicted model, not a curated record